Capsella rubella is the source of this 1604-nucleotide messenger RNA. Its product is annotated as basic 7S globulin 2. Gene Ontology annotation, molecular function: aspartic-type endopeptidase activity. The transcript has a single exon. The coding region runs from base 329 to 1486 and encodes 385 amino acids. Gene Ontology annotation, biological process: proteolysis. NCBI's taxonomy places the organism in Eukaryota, Viridiplantae, Streptophyta, Magnoliopsida, Brassicales, Brassicaceae. The record is from RefSeq and is a predicted model, not a curated record.
CCAAACCGACUACUCCGACCGGUGGUAGUUACCAGUCGGGUAUAAACUUUGCGGAUAUUCCUAUAAAACCGAAUAAAAAUCUCACACGUGCCAAAUUCCAUUUCACUUUUAAUAAAAACGGAUAAACAUUGACCAAAACAUAAAGAGAGAGAGAGAGAGUCUCCACAAAAGAGCGAAACGACACAGCAAGUCUACUCAGCACUUACCUUAAAAUGAACCAAUCCUUAUCGUCUCACAUUCUCGCUAAUACCAGCGUCGGCCCACCGCAUCCCAAACCACCAUAAUAACCAAAUCCAGAUCCAUCAACUCUCUCUUCACUCUUCUUCUAAUGGCUUCUUCUCUUAACCUCUUCGUCUUCUCCUUCCUCUCUGCUCUUAUCAUUUCCAAAUCUCAGAUCUCUCAUUCCGUCAACGGACUCGUUUUCCCUGUUCUUAAAGACCUACCAACCGCUCAAUACGUCGCUCAUAUUCGCCUCGGUGACUCUCCCGACCCGGUCAAGCUCGUCGUCGAUCUCGCCGGUUCGAUUCUCUGGUUUGAUUGUUCAUCUUCGCAUGCUAUCUCGUCAUCACGGAGUCUUAUCUCCGGCAGCUCUACCGGCUGCCUUAAGGCCAAAGCUGGGAAUCAAAAAGUAUCUUCGUCACCGCCUGGAGACCUCCAAAACGCUGACGAUUGCGAAUUGCUUGUUAAUAACGGCGCCGUUGGGAUUACGGCGAGAGGAGAGCUUUUUAGUGACGUCAUGUCAUUUGGAUCUGUUACUUCUCCGGGAACCGUUGAUCUGCUUUUCGCCUGUACUCCUCCGUGGCUGCUUCAUGGGCUCGCUAGUGGAUCCCAGGGAGUAAUGGGCUUAGGAAGGGCCCAGAUCUCUCUCCCUUCCCAACUCGCUGCCGAAACCAACGAACGUCGCCGUCUAACUGUUUACCUUUCGCCGUUUGACGGCGUCGUGUCAACGAGUUCGGUUGAGGAAGUUUUCGGAGUAGCUACGUCUAGAUCGUUGGUUUACACGCCUCUGUUAACCGGCUCGAGUGGUGGUUACGUAAUUAACGUGAAAUCGAUCAGAGUCAACGGGGAAAAGCUCUCCGUCGAUGGUCCGUUAGCGGCGGAGCUGAGUACGGUGGUUCCUUACACGAUGCUGGAAAGCUCGAUCUACGCAGUGUUCGUUGAAGCUUAUGCUAAAGCUGCGACUAAAGCUACACAGGUGGCUCCCGUCGCACCGUUCGGGCUCUGCUUCAAGACUGAGGUAGAAUUACCGGAGGUGGAUCUGUCGUUGCAGAGCGAGAUGGUGAGGUGGAGGAUCAAAGGGAAGAAUCUAAUGGUGGAAGUCGGAGGUGGAGUCCGGUGCUUGGGGAUUUUAGACGGCGGCUCGAGUCGGGUCAACCCGAUUGUAAUGGGUGGGCUACAAUUAGAAGGCUUGAUAUUGGAUUUCGAUUUGGGUAACUCAAUGAUGGGAUUUGGCCAAAGAACUCACUCUGAUUCAGCUUCCUUGUAAUACCAAACCGUUGUAACACAUUAACUCGUAGAUAUCCUCGAUUUUGAUCUCUUUUGUGUGUACCCUUUUUCACGCAUUUGUACUACUACUAAUAGAUUUAAAGCACAGUUUCUCCUUA